GGCAAUGGUCUGAUCAACUGGUCUAGCCGAUCCCCUGUGCGGUUCCGUGCAUCAUCAGUUACGUUUCGAGUUAGUUACGUGUUCCACAAUGCGAAACUUGAAAUAGUUAGGAUGAUAUUACAUGAAACCCUGACUCUUAUUUUCACCCAAUGGACUGUAAUCCAAGAUUGAUAGAAUCAUUGCCAUUCAAGUGUUGAUAGAAAAGUUUUUCUUCAGAGAAACGCUCCCCUCCCCUCCCAUUUUUUUGGCAGGAUUUUCGUCAAGAUGGGUGCAUAGGCGUUGCAAGACUCUGUUCUACCCAAUCGAUUCCCUAGCUGAUGGAAUCAUCGAAUUAUUUUUAAGAUGUUUCUAACCAGGAAAAAGUUUUCUCUCAUAUCUACAACAGAAGUAUUCUUAGGAUAAAAGUAUAAAUCAGAUUUCAAAAGAUAUUUCGUAAAUAAAUUCUUCACAAGGUUUAGAGUUAGUUCAGAUUCAAAAAACUCAAUAAAAAAAAAGAUAUCCCAGGUAAAAUUUCUAAAUCUAAUCCUAUAAGUGAUUUUCCGCCAUAUUAUUUGCAUCAAGAACUACUAAUAGGAAAACUUCAGUUUUGGUUUUGAAUCUACGAAAAAGCUGGAGAUAUCAGGUAGAGCAAUACUUGUGAAUUGUAAUCCCAGUAUGCAUGACAAGAGCUAAUUGAGAGCGAAAUUGUGACCUUUCACUUGGUGCAGAAGCUACAAAACGACGUUCUUCACGUGAAGUUUCUUCCAGAAUAUAAUUUUGUCUCCAUUCUCCGAAAAUCCAACAAUGCCGUGAUAUUUGAAAUACGUUCAUCCAUUUGUCUCCCAGUGAAAGAUGAAUGAUAGAGACAUCAGUGAGACAUUGUGGGUGGUCUAUUGAUUACACCAAUCGAGUGUUUGUGUUGUUGACGCGACCCUUUGUGAACGUUCUUGGAAGAUUCAACUCUCUACAACCGCGAACAUGAGGAUUUCACGAUGAUUGAAGCCAACUACACAUUCUCAACUGAAAGAGUGAAUGAGUCGGUGGUAGCCGUGAGCAAUGGCGGCCGUGAUGAGGACUUGGCCCGGGUUGAGGUGGCCACCCUGGCGGCCAUUUUGGCCAUCACUUUGGCGGGAAACUCGACGGUGCUUGUCGCCCUCUACAUGCGGCGCACCUGGGGUGGUCGCAAGAAGUUGUCGCGUAUGUACUACUUCAUCCUGCACCUGUGCAUCGCCGACCUGGUCACCGGUCUGCUCAACGUCUUCCCGCAACUCAUUUGGGACAUCACUUACAGGUUCAGGGGUGGACCUCUGCUGUGCAAACUAGUCAAAUACGGGCAGACUCUGGGCCCCUACCUGAGCUCAUAUGUGCUGAUGGCGACUGCAAUGGACCGCUACAAGGCCAUCUGUCACCCGCUCACCUAUUGCUCGUGGACAUCGCAUCAUGCCAGAAGCAUGGUGCAGUGUGCAUGGGCCACGGCCCUGCUCUUCUGUAUACCUCAGGUGACAAUAUUUUCGUACAUGGAAGUGCCUGGCUCUCCGGGAGAUUACGACUGCUGGGCCACAUUUCCAAGGGACUGGGGAGAGAGGGCUUAUGUCACGUGGUACAGCGUGUCGGUGUUCAUUCUGCCGCUGAUAGUGCUGAUCUACACGUACUGGUGCAUCUGCCGCGAGCUGUGGCGAAACGCCGGCUUCCCGGUGACGAAGGCGUCGCCGCACCGCCUCAUAUCACGCGCCAAGGUCAACACCGUGAAGCAGACGGUGGCCGUCAUAGCGCUCUACGUCGCCUGCUCGUCGCCGUUCAUCGUCGCUCAACUGUGGGCCGUCUGGGAUCCCGGCGCCGUGCAUAGUCCCUUCUUCCAGGGUGCAACGUUCACAAUCCUCUCGCUGCUGUCGAGCCUGAACAGCUGCGUGAACCCGUGGAUCUACCUGGUGUCGAACAAGGAACUGAUGCGUGGGCUGCGUCAGCUGCUGGGCUGCAAGUACGCGCUGUCGAGCGACUAUCGCGGCAACAACAGUGCGGCCGAGAGCGGUUCGUCCGGCUGCGGCGCUGGCAGCUGCUCCAAGCGGUCCGAGGUCACCAACACCACCAGUCUUCUGCCUCGCAAGCCAUUGGUCGCCGAACAGCCUCUGCCCGAGGUCACGCCCAUCCGCCGCUGGGUCGUCACCAUACCGCCCAACGUUUCUAGAGAGGAGAGAGAGUGCCUGCAGCUAUUCAGCGGGUUGAAUAAUGAGCGAAUCUUACCGCGUAGUCAGCAGCAGCAGCAUAAUCAGCAUAAUCAACAGCGAGCUAUUCGCACUAGCUCAAGUCCCUGCCGAGCAGCCAGGUGUCGACUAGACUUAUAGCAUACCUCCAAUUUCUAGACAGACUACCUACUCCAAGUGCGUGCAAUUAGGAUAGGUUGAAAGUGCAGGUUAGGUUAGUUUAUGUUAGGUUAGGCUGAGUCUAGCUUAAUUUAGGCUAAGUGUGUAUUAUAAAGCUCCUACCGUGAUAAAAUGGAUGCAAGUUUUGUACAAAGUGUUUCUAGAGUAGAGUAGUAUAACUCCCUACAAAAACUUCUACAUCGCUAUUGUCUUUCAGUAUUUUUAAAGCACUUUUGAAACUAUAUUGUUAUUUUUGUCAAGUAUCAAAUAGCCUGAAAAGAUCUAUAUUUAUGUAUUAACUCUCUUAUUAUAAACUCAAAUUAUAUUUGAAAAAUUUCUAUAACUAGGCUAUACCAGACCCUGAGGCCUAGUUCUUAUGAUAAGUAGUGGAGAAUUGUUUUAAGGUGUAGUAUAAUAUUCCAAAAUAUGGCUUGACCGGCCAGCAAGUGGACUGAGAGCAAGGGGAAGCCUCAAACCUCUUUACGGUUUCCUGCCUGGUUGAGGGUUCAAAUCCUACCCACAGGCAUGGACGUUUGAUUAGCUCAUCAUCUCAUUUCAUUACUCAAGCACAAAAAAAGCUUAUUAUGUGGACAUCCACAACUUUCUCGAUUCAAUUAUUUUCAUUUUCAUAGCCAAAAAAAUAAAAAGUUGGUAAACUUACUUUACAUUGUCCAGUCAUAAAUGAGUGCCAAAAAAACCCACUAUGGGAUCGAAUUCGAAACAGGUCAUAACUAUUUCUAAUAGACAAAUUUUCUGCUAAGAGUCCCCACUCCCUGAAAUACCUCAAACAGUUUCACUCUGUUAGGUUUUCGUAGAUCGCUGAUAAAUCAGCUUCCAAUUUGGUUAUCGAUCUGAAUUUGAUUUCAUUGUAUCCAAGAUAUAGUUUUCCAUAAUUGUUUCCCCCAUUAGUUUUUGCAUUUAAUUUGAGCGUUUAGGAGUUAUUGCAAAAUAAAGUGAGAAAAGUUCAAAUUUUAGCUUAACAAAUUUUUACAUUCCAAUUUCGCAAUCCUCAGUAACGUUUUUGUUAGUUGUUAAACUAAGAAAUAUUUUAAAUGAAAGUUUUUUAAAUAGAAUAUUAUGAGUAAGUAGGUACCAAUACUUUGAAAAAAUAUUGAUUUGUAGAACCCACAUCUGAGGGUAAUCAUUCUACUUACCGCACUGUACAAAAUAUAGGCUAUAAUUGACAAAAUUUGAAGGCCUUGUGACAACCUGUCCACUGAAGCGCUUUCAGUUGAGUUUUCCUUUCAUAAGGAAUUAUGACAGUCAUUAUUGAGUUACUACCUAAUCUAUAAAGUGAGCACCAUCAGUAUCUCUCAAGCCUCAAUUGAGCCUAAUUGGUAGUUCUUUACAAAACAAUUGUGUACUCAAAUUAAAUAACGAUGUUGUGUGGCUGUGUUUAGACUUUACCGUUCAAUAAUUCAUAUCAAUCUGAACAUUGAUUUAGGUUGAGUAUAAUCUCUUUCGAUUUUUAAACGUCAGUACAGGUUUUAUACAGUGUGUUUAUGAAUGAAUAUCUGGGUUAUAAUUAAUUGUUCGUCAUAUUUACAUAUUUUGAACAAAUAUAUAUACAGUAAUAAUUUAAUAAACUUACUGUUAUGAAAUGAUUUGUCAAAUCUCAAGUGAAAAAGCAAACUUAACCACUUUUGUUUGUUGACACUAGCGCGCAUAUGGGUGCAAUAUUUCGCUAUGAUUUGAUGGAAUACCGUAGGUAAAAUGCCACUGUACCUAUAAGCGCUAAGUAGGAUGUGCUCCAAUGACAAAGCUUGCUAUGCAUAGCCUCCAUGCUCUAAUGAUCUAACAUCAAGCAAUUUCUAUCUUUGGGGCUACAUCAAUGAUCGUGAGAACAUAAUGGCAUUUAGAAAGAUAUUCUAUCACACACUAUUCAUAAUAUAGGCUAUUUCAACUCCACAAUGUCUUCGCUAGCUGAUCUAGUUGAAUUAUGAAGCCGUUUUGAAGCAGCUAUUAGACUACUAUAAAUAAUACUGAAGACACUACACAUAUCAAAGGACGGUGUAUGGGAAUAAGUACCGUACCGUACUCGACAAUAAAAUGAUGUGUAGGCCUACUAUUUGUGACAAAUAGUAAACACGUUAAACUUUUUUAAGGUUCUUGAUAUUUAAUUUUUAUAUGCUUUUUCAUGUAUUACUACUUAUCUUACUCGACUAUGAACUGCUAGGUAUUACUUAAUUCCUAGUAAAUUUGAGGAGUGUAUAUCAUUACCGUAUAUUAUUAUAAUAUGUCAAGACUUUCCUUCAUAAAUACUCUGUAUAAAAGAUAUUCUAUAGAUAUUUGGCUCAUAAAACACAUCGAAUAUGCCCGCAAUCUUCUUGUAUAGGCUACGGUACUAAUUGUAAAUAUUGGAAUAUUUCUUUAUAGCUUCAAAUUUCUAAGAUAAUUCAAUACAGUACGGUAAUUAUAAUUUUAUAGUCAUAGAUUAAGGAAUAUGAAACACACUGAGUGUUGAUGGAUGGUAUUUAGGUGUUUGCUCAAUUUUUUACAUUCCUUUUGUUUCAAUAAUUGAAAUUGGAAUGACAUUUAUAAUUAUGUUACCUUGCAAUACAAAAGAUGUUUCUGUACCUCAAAACUCUGGUUGUUUUUAAAACGUGUGAUUAUCAUGGCUGAGAUAUAAUUGUUAACAUACAGAAUAACAAAUUCAAGUACAACGUUGUGAUGUAGAUUUAUGUUUUAUUGCACAGACUUUUAUAUAAUAAUAGGCCUAUAUAAAAGUAGCCUAUAUAUUAUAAAUUAUGUGUAAUAGAAAAUAUAUUUCUGAAAUAACAUGAAAAAUAUUUUUGUAUUCGAUUCAGCAAUCCAAGUGCAAGACAAGAGGAAUACAGUAUUUCAGUUAUAACGAAAGCUUUGUGAUUCUAUCAAGAUCCUUUGUGUACAGUAGACAGAAUAAGGCUUUAUUAAAUAGUACAUUGACCACAAAUUGGAAAAAACGAUUUGACAAUUAAAUUUGAAUUAAUGUGUAUAAUUGUUUAUAAUUGCAUCAGUCACUAUUAACAUUUGAAAAUUUGUAUUGAUUAUUGAUAUAUUUUGAUUGAAAAAUGUAUAGGAUAUAAGCAUUGAAUAUAUUAAAAUGUAUUGUUCAUUGAAAACUCUA
Messenger RNA from Nilaparvata lugens (brown planthopper), 5445 nucleotides. RefSeq names its product annetocin receptor. The record is from RefSeq and is a predicted model, not a curated record. Gene Ontology annotation, biological process: G protein-coupled receptor signaling pathway. Gene Ontology annotation, cellular component: membrane. Gene Ontology annotation, molecular function: vasopressin receptor activity; peptide binding. NCBI's taxonomy places the organism in Eukaryota, Metazoa, Arthropoda, Insecta, Hemiptera, Delphacidae. The transcript has 8 exons. Bases 972 to 2321 code for a protein of 449 amino acids.